Molecule: messenger RNA, 1718 nt
Organism: Manis javanica (Malayan pangolin)
Lineage: Eukaryota; Metazoa; Chordata; Mammalia; Pholidota; Manidae
Gene: TLR6
Product: toll like receptor 6
Biological process (GO): toll-like receptor signaling pathway; inflammatory response; immune response
Cellular component (GO): plasma membrane; Toll-like receptor 2-Toll-like receptor 6 protein complex
Molecular function (GO): Toll-like receptor 2 binding; lipopeptide binding; transmembrane signaling receptor activity
Source: RefSeq, a predicted model, not a curated record
AGCACAGAAAAACCUGCUGACCCACAUGCUUAGCCAGGGACCGUUAACAUGGAAAUUCACAUGUAGGAAUAAUUCCAGUAAGGUCCAACAGAUGGCGCAAAACUGGUUCUUCGGUAUUGUUUUGCUUAUAUCAAGGACUUGCACUUUGUCAAGCACGUAUUUUUUCCCGUCCAUUUAGAAGUUAUUUUCUCUUCUUCUGAGAAAGAAAUCUUGAAUUUGGACACAUAUCAUGAUGCCCUGAAGAAUAUCAAGAUGCCCUGAAGAAUAGCAACAACCUUUGGAGGAUAGCCAUUUCAGCAUCAUGACCAAAGACAAAGAAUCUAUUGUCAGAGGCUUUCAUUAUGUUUACAUUGUGACCUUAAUAGUUGGAACCAUAAUCCAGUUCUCUGAUGCAAGUAAACUUGCAGUAGACAUGUCGAAAAUAGGCCUUACUCAUGUUCCAAAAGACCUGCCACCAAAAACCAAAGUCUUAGAUUUGUCUCGGAACUGUAUAUCUGAGCUUCACAUCUCUGACAUCAGCUCUCUCUUAGGGCUGAAAGUUUUGAGACUUUCCCAUAAUAAAGUCCGGGUCCUUGAUUUUAGUAUUUUUAGGUCCAACCAGCAUUUGGAAUAUUUGGAUUUAUCUCACAAUCAGUUGCAGAAGAUAUCCUGCCAUCCUAUCAUGAGUCUCAAGCAUUUAGACCUCUCCUUCAAUGACUUUGAUGUCCUGCCCAUAUGUAAGGAAUUCAGCAACUUGACACAGUUGAAUUUCUUGGGAUUAAGUGCUAAAAGGAUACAACAAUUAGAUCUCUUGCCAAUUGCUCACUUGCAUCUAAAUUGCAUCCUUCUGGAUUUAGAAGGCUAUUAUGUGAAAGAAAAUGAGACAGAAAAUCUUCAAAUUCUGAAUACAAAAACACUUCACCUUGUUUUUCACCCAAAUAGUUUAUUCUUUGUCCAGGUGAACAUAUCAGUUUAUAGUUUAGGGUGCCUACAACUGACUAAUGUUAAAUUAAAUGAUGACAACUGUCAGGUUUUAAUUAAAUUUUUAUCAGAACUCACUGGAGGACCAAACUUACUGAAUUUUACCCUCAACCACAUGGAAACAACUUGGAAAUGCUUAGUUAGAGUUUUUCAAUUCCUCUGGACCAAACCUGUAGAAAAUCUCAAUAUUUACAAUUUAACAAUAGUAAAAAGCAUUGGUAAAGAAGAUUUUACUUACCAUAAAACAGCAUUGAGAGCACUGAAAAUAGAACAUAUCGCAAACAGAGUUUUUAUUUUUUCACAGCAAGCAUUAUACAGAGUGUUUUCUGAGAUGAAUAUUAUGAUGUUAACCAUAUCAGAUACGCCCUUUGUACACAUGCUUUGUCCUCAGGCACCAAGCACAUUUAAGUUUUUGAACUUUACCCAGAAUGUUUUCACAGAUAGUAUUUUUCAAGAAUGUUCCACUUUAGUUAGAUUGGAGACUCUUAUCUUACAAAAGAAUAAAUUAAAAGACCUUUUCAAAGUAAGUCUCAUGACUAAGGAGAUGCCAUCUUUGGAAAUACUGGAUGUUAGCUGGAAUCUUUGGAAUAUGGUAGACAUGGUAGAAAUUGCAGUUGGGUUGGGAGUAUAGUGGUGUUAAACUUGUCUUCAAAUAUGCUUACUGACUCCGUUUUCAGAUGUUUACCUCCCAGAGUCAAGGUACUUGAUCUUCACCGUAACAGAAUAAGGAGCAUUCCUAAACCAGUCAUGAAACUAGA